CCAAAAUUCACGCUUUCCCACGACGGUACAAUAAACAAACGAAAAGACGCGGCUUAUAUCCGAGUAUAAAAGGUCCCAAACUUCACUAAUGCAAUACAGAGGCUUUUUUGUUUCUUAGUCUUUACUUGCAUUCAAUUGAACGCGGAAUUAAGUUGUUUAAUGAAUUGUGCUGAGAUUUCUUGAUUAAGUAAACGUGGGACUGAGAGAUGGGAAGUUGUAGGUUGUAUACAUGCUUUGCCGGGAAAAGUAGGAUGACGGAGGCCGGGCCAUUGAGGGAGGUGAAGGAGAUGUUCAACAAAUACGCGGAAGGUGGGACCCACAUGACGGCGGAACAGCUCCGUCUGUUCUUGGUUGAAGUUCAGGGCCAUGUUGGCACGUCAAUGGCGGAGGCACAGCAAAUAAUGGAGCAGGUUUUGCAGAGACGCCACCACCUUUCAAAAUUUGCCAGGCGCAGUCUAACUCUUGAUGAUUUUCAACAUUACUUGUUCUCCACAGAUCUCAACCCUCCAAUUCUUAAUCAGGUUCUCCAAGACAUGAGAGCUCCAUUGUCUCACUAUUUCAUAUUUACUGGCCAUAAUUCGUAUUUGACUGGAAACCAAUUGAGUAGCGAUUGUAGCGAUGUCCCAAUUAUCAAGGCAUUAAAGAGAGGUGUAAGAGCAAUUGAACUAGAUUUAUGGCCUAAUUCUACUAAAGAUAAUGUGAAUGUUCUUCAUGGAAGGACUUUGACAGCUCCCGUAGAAGUAAUCAAAUGCUUGAGAUCGAUUAAAGAGCAUGCUUUUUCGGCAUCACCUUACCCUGUAAUAAUAACUCUUGAAGACCAUUUGACACCGGAUCUUCAGGCUAAAGUGGCUCAGAUGAUCACUCAAACGUUUGGUGAAACGUUGUUUUACCCUGAAUCCGAAUGUUUAAAAGAGUUUCCUUCACCUGAAGAAUUGAAAUAUAGGAUUAUCAUAUCAACAAAACCUCCAAAAGAGUACCUUGAAACUAAAAGUACUAAUAGCAGCAGAUACAACUCCAUGAAUGAAAAUAAUUCUAAUGAGGAUACAUGGGGAAAGGACUCAUCGGACGUUUCAGUUAAUCAAGCAGAUGAUGAAAAGAGUAGUGAUUAUGAUACAAGUGAACACAAUCAAUAUGAUGAAGACAAUGAAGUCUGUGAGGAUCAGUCAAGCGCAUUAUAUGGAGUGCUAGCAUACAGGCAAUUAAUCGGCAUUCAUUCCGGAAAAUCCAAGGGUAGUCGAUUAAAGGACGAACUAAGACUUGAACUUGAAAAGGUUAGACGUAUUAGUUUGAGUGAAAAAAAAUUCAGAAAGGCCACUGCAUCUUAUGGAACAGAAGUUGUCAGCUUCACCCAGAGAAAUAUUUUGAGGAUAUACCCCAAGCAAACUCGAGUUAACUCCUCCAAUUACAAGCCACUAAUUGGAUGGAUGCAUGGUGCUCAAAUGGUUGCAUUUAACAUGCAGGGAUAUGGUAAAUCUCUUUGGUUGAUGCAUGGGAUGUUUAGAGCCAAUGCAGGGUGUGGUUAUGUGAAAAAGCCUGAUUUCUUGAUGAAAAAUGGUCCAGAUGGUAAGGUUUUUGAUCCCAAAGAAAAAUUGCGGGUGAAGAAAACCUUGAAGGUGAAAGUGUAUAUGGGAGAUGGAUGGCAUUUGGAUUUUAAACAAAAGAUGUGUACUGUUUGGUCUCCACCACAAUUCUACACCAGGGUUGGCAUAGCGGGAGUACCAGCGGAUAAGACAAUGAAAAAGACAAAGAAAAAGUUGAACAGUUGGACGCCUGUUUGGGAAGAGGAAUUUACAUUUUCAUUGACAGUUCCUGAACUGGCUUUGAUUAGAGUUGAAGUUCAGGAGUACAACAUGUCCGAGAAAGACGAUUUUGCUGGCCAAACUUGCUUGCCUGUGUUUCAAUUGAGGCCAGGUGUUCGUGCAGUCCCCCUUUUCGACCGCAAGGGAGAAAAGUUCAGCUCAGUUAAACUUCUCAUGCGCUUUGACUUUGCUUAAUUUUGCACACUAAUUGUCCAACCAUGUAAUUAUCUUUUGCCUUUUGGGUGCUAGCUGUAUGUUUUGUUAAAGAAGAGGGGUUAGAUGUCAUGUAUAGUGAAAAUACAAUUUGAGGCUACACAAAAUGAAUAAAUCAAACAAGGAGACAGGUGGAAUGA
Pistacia vera is the source of this 2152-nucleotide messenger RNA. RefSeq names its product phosphoinositide phospholipase C 4-like. The record is from RefSeq and is a predicted model, not a curated record. Lineage: Eukaryota; Viridiplantae; Streptophyta; Magnoliopsida; Sapindales; Anacardiaceae. Gene Ontology annotation, biological process: phosphatidylinositol-mediated signaling; lipid metabolic process. Gene Ontology annotation, molecular function: phosphatidylinositol-4,5-bisphosphate phospholipase C activity. Bases 207 to 1994 code for a protein of 595 amino acids. The transcript is spliced from 9 exons.